AUGGAAGCUAUAGCGACUCUCCCUAAUCUUCUCGAUAUCCGUUUCUUGUUUCUUCCGUCUGGUGUCUUUCAGGAUUUUGCACGUGCACUCAAGAGCACGCCGAUGAGACUCACGUUGUUCGACAUCGACCCCGAUAUGGUGUCGGAAGAUAACCUCGUCAGCAUUCUGAACUACAUGAGACCUUCCGAUUCCGAGAUCGCUGUCCCAGAGCCGCGUUGUGCGAAUGAAGGUGCCGUUGACACUGGCGAACGCAGACCGUUGCCCUCGCUUUCAUGCCUCCAGUCGCUCUACGUCUCUCUUCUUCUUAAUCGUCCUCGCAGUAGUCUGGAGCAGCCUCUUGCUCACAGGUUGGCUUUCCCCGCCAUCAAUGAAGUGGCCCUCGUGAAUGGAUUUCUGUCGACGGAUGUGGCAUUCCAAGCAUUCCGCAACGUCCGCAGAUUGACGCUUCGCCUCAUGCGCAUGCCAAGCGGUGCGCCUAGGACUACGCAAUGGAAGGAUCUCGACUACCUCAAUGCCUCCCCUUUGUCGUUCGUGGCGUGGACGAUCACGAUCCCCGUCUCGUGGCUCGAGUUGGACCUGGAUCUGUGCUAUCGUAUGCCAGAGCUGCCGUGGGUCGAACUGAGGCCCGUCGCAGUGACGGUGCAUCGCGACAUCAGGGACUUCGAGAAAGAGCGCGACCUCUUCUGGCAGACACUGGCGAAGGCGAUGUCGGAGGCGCACACGGUGAGGUCAUUUGAACUCACGCUGACCAUGGACCGCUUGCCCCGCGACUUGGGCAACGUCGAGGACUGGGAGGAUGUAUCCUUUCUGAGAGCCGCAGUGAGCACCAUUCUACAGGAGCUGGCAGAUGCAAACGUGCCGCUAAUGUACCUUCGCGUGUUCUGUGUGCUCACCGGGCUCGAGAAUGGCGACGACGUCAGGGACGACGCCGCCGUUGACCCGGUGGGGCUGAUCCCGCAGGAAGUGCAGAAGUGCCUGCCGGGGGUGCGCUACCUCUCGCUGGGAGUAGGUAAGUGGCACGAAUAUGACUCGACCAUGCGCCUUCCCGUCAAUGAUCCCAAGUGGCGGUAUUCGUGGUGGCGGUUUUCUGAAAAUGACGAGAAGAGACGUAUGCCUGCGGCCGUCGGAGAGCGGUUGCGAAAAGAGAUGUUCGGGCGGGAGUGCGACUUUGAGUCGCUCGCGAUGCGAGAGCUUGAGUUGAGCACGGAGCUUGGAUACGCAGACGGGUUGCAGAUAUAG
Messenger RNA from Sparassis crispa, 1239 nucleotides. RefSeq lists its product as hypothetical. The coding region runs from base 1 to 1239 and encodes 412 amino acids. The record is from RefSeq and is a predicted model, not a curated record. The transcript is spliced from 3 exons. Lineage: Eukaryota; Fungi; Basidiomycota; Agaricomycetes; Polyporales; Sparassidaceae.